CCGGCUGCGGCGUCAACGAUGCCCAAAGACCGCUUCAACAUGAGCCCGUAUCACCAGCUGAAGCUCACACUGAAGGACCAACGCAUGCUGCUCGAGAUCGAGAAUGACCUGGUCGAGGACACGUUUCGGAAGUACGAGGAGUUUGUCAUGAGCAACUCGCAAGUAAACCCGGCGCGCUGGCGACACAUUAAGUCGAGGGACGACCUGCACAUCUACGCGAAGCGCUCAAAGAAGCCGGCGGCCAAGGUUAUCUGCAACCCACAGUGUUGCCGCCCCGACGUCGAGGAAUACGACAGUGCCGGCGUUAAGCCGGUCGUUCUUAGUGUCGGCACUUUCAAAGGGCAACUGGACGAUCUCAUGUUCGGCACGGUAAACCCGACCGACGACAUUAUGCACGUCAAGGCCUCGUACGUGCACGACUAUAGUGACGGUGCCGUGUUGGCCACGCUGGUCCGACCCACGGCCGAGGAUCCGUUCCGGUCGGUGACGGUUAAGUGGCUACAAAUCGACUUACCUUUAAGCUCUACUAAGCUUAUUAGGGACCGUGACUUUCUCUGUCUCGAGGCGUCGGGCAUUCUACACUUCGCUAACGGCGAGCGCGUCGGCUACUUGAUGCUGCAUUCAAUCGAGUCGCCGCUGGUACAGCCGCUGCCGAACGUUAUCCGUGCCAAGCACAAUAUCGCCGGGUUCUUCCGGCAGGUCGCACCUAACGUGAUCGACACGUUCGCGUUCGAUUCGGUCGAACCGGGCGGUAACCUAUUGGAGUCGGUAGUGUUACCGGUAUGCGCCAAUGCUUUAUUGUCGGCUACGAACUAUGUCGAGUGUGGCAUCAUGAAGAAGCUCACGUGGAUGCUCCAACGGCGCCAGGCAGCGCUACGUGUGGGCGAUUUCGCACCCAUACCGCGCAACGAUGAUCUCUGCGUAACGUGUCGACGCAAUCUCCAACCAGGCUGCAUGAAUGGCCUGGGGAAGGGCAAGUGCAAGAUGUGUUUGGGCGGUUUAUGCUACGGAUGCAAGGAGGUGAAAACCAUCAGCUUUCUCUCUCCGGAUCGAAAGCUGCUGCGACACAAAAUCACGUUUUGUGGCGCAUGCGUCACGAUGGCCACUCGGAUGAAUGCGAUGGACGCAGCGCGCGACCAGGCUAAUGGCUUCCACGCCUACAACGCUACUUAA
This is a messenger RNA of Phytophthora infestans T30-4, 1173 nucleotides long. RefSeq lists its product as uncharacterized. The record is from RefSeq and is a predicted model, not a curated record. The transcript has a single exon. NCBI's taxonomy places the organism in Eukaryota, Oomycota, Peronosporomycetes, Peronosporales, Peronosporaceae. The coding region runs from base 19 to 1173 and encodes 384 amino acids.